Molecule: messenger RNA, 1284 nt
Organism: Artibeus jamaicensis (Jamaican fruit-eating bat)
Lineage: Eukaryota; Metazoa; Chordata; Mammalia; Chiroptera; Phyllostomidae
Gene: TTC33
Product: tetratricopeptide repeat domain 33
Exons: 5
Coding region: 97-888 (263 amino acids)
Molecular function (GO): protein binding
Source: RefSeq, a predicted model, not a curated record
GCUUUGAGAAGCGCCUCUUUCCUGCGGAUUUCUCCGGACAGUUGGGACGCUGCGCGGUCAGUCAACUUCCCAUCUUGGAAGCCUAGGCUUUAAAGAAUGGCUUCCUUUGGAUGGAAGAGGAAAAUUGGUGAGAAGGUCUCAAAGGUCACUUCCCAGCAGUUUGAAGCCGAAGCUGCCGAUGAGAAGGAUGCCAGCACGGAGAGUGAUGAAGGGAACUGGCUUCAUGCCAGUAAACGCCGGAAAGAAGUGCUCCUGGAAGGCUGUGCCCAGAAAAGCAGACAGCUGAAGGACGAGGGAGCCAGCCUGGCUGAAAACAAAAGAUACCGAGAGGCGAUUCAGAAGUGGGACGAAGCUCUGCAGUUAACCCCGAACGACGCUACGCUGCAUGAGAUGAAGUCGCAGGUCCUCAUGUCGCUUCAUGAAAUGUUCCCUGCAGUUCACGCAGCGGAAAUGGCUGUGCAGAGGAACCCGCGUUCCUGGGAGUCUUGGCAGACUUUGGGGCGUGCGCAGCUGGGAUUAGGGGAGAUAGUCUUGGCCAUUCGAAGUUUUCAAGUGGCCCUUCACAUCUACCCAAUGAACCCUGAAAUCUGGAAGGAAGACCUCUCUUGGGCAAGGACGCUCCACGAGCAGCAGAAGGCAGCCCAGAGGAUUAAAGAAAGUGCAGCACCAGCGGAAGCAACACACGUCUCACCAAAGUCAAUUCCUGACUAUGACUUUGAGAGCGAUGAGAUUGUUGCUGUUUGUGCAGCCAUUGCUGAAAAACAAAAGCCAGUGACAGCAAACAAAACCAUGGUUAUCGUGUCGGCUUCUGGGGCAGUGGAGACGGUAACCGAGCAGGAGGACAGCGCCGCUCCGCCCGAUGGCUCUGUGUUCAUCAAAGCCCGAUGAGGCUUAGCAGGACUUGUUCGAAUCUGCCUUUCUGGCUUAAAUCUGCCCACAGGCAUUUCCUCUGGAGAAACUGGGCAAAACUGCGGUUUGUAAAAUCAGUUUUUCACGUGAGGCAUAUAAAAACUAACGGGUAGAAUGACUAUAUAGUGUUUGGACUAUGCUUUGAUAAGUUAUGGUUUAAACUUAAUAAGACUAGAAUUCUGACUACAGUAGUUUUGAUUAAUAAACUUAAUCCAAAUAUAUAAGUGAAUGCAUUUUAAAGACACAACUUGGAAAUCAAUGCUUGACUGGUGACCAACUUGAUGGCCAGUGUUAUUAAAAUGUUGACUUGUUUUUUUAUAAAAGGAAGUCAGUGAUUUGUUUCCCUCCUAAAAAUAUACUGCUGUUACUAUUCAA